Molecule: messenger RNA, 2196 nt
Organism: Lolium rigidum
Lineage: Eukaryota; Viridiplantae; Streptophyta; Magnoliopsida; Poales; Poaceae
Product: signal recognition particle subunit SRP72-like
Exons: 6
Coding region: 1-1992 (663 amino acids)
Biological process (GO): SRP-dependent cotranslational protein targeting to membrane
Cellular component (GO): signal recognition particle, endoplasmic reticulum targeting
Molecular function (GO): 7S RNA binding; protein binding; ribosome binding
Source: RefSeq, a predicted model, not a curated record
AUGCCGCCCAAAUCCAAGGCGGCGGCGGCGGCGGCGGCCGCGGCGGAGCCAGCCGCCGUGGAGGACCUCUUCUCGGCGCUCCACCGCCACAUCGAGGCCGGCGAGUUCCCCCAGGCCGUCAAGGUCGCCGACCAAGUUCUCGCGGCGGCGCCGGGCGACGAGGACGCGGUGCGGUGCAAGGUGGUGGCGCACAUCAAGGCCGACGCCACGGACAAGGCGCUCGCGGCCAUCCGCGCCGCCGACCGCCUCCCCAUCGACCUCAGCUACUAUAAGGCAUACUGCUACUACAGGCAGAACAAAUUGCAAGAAGCUUUGGAGAUAUUAAAUGGCCAAGAAGAAACAGCUGCUGUUCUCCAGUUAGAAUCCCAGAUCUAUUACCGGCUAGCAAGAAUGACUGAUUGCUUGAAUAGCUAUGAGAAGCUUCAAAAAUUUAAGAUUGACUCAAUGGAUCUUAAGAUAAAUACCAUCGCUGCUCUGGUUGCAGCUGGAAGGGCUUCUGAAGUACAGGCAGCCAUGAAGGCGCAAAAGGUUGAUCUUACCACUAGAGCGCUCAGAGAUGCUAGGAGCUUUGAGCUUGCAUAUAAUUCUGCUUGCACCUUGAUAGAAAAUAAGAAUUAUCCAGAAGCUAAAGAGCAGCUGGACUUGGCGAAAAGAAUCGGGAAGGAGGAGCUUAUGGUGGAAGAUUAUGCAGAAGAUGAGAUUGAAUACGAAUUAGCUCCUGUAUCUGCUCAGCUUGCUUAUGUACAGCAGUUACAAGGACAGACUCAAGAAGCUAUGGAAACCUAUGUUAAUAUGACAAACAAGAAAUCAGGAGAUCCCUCAUCACUUGCCGUGGCAACAACCAACCUUAUAUCACUGAAAGGUACAAAGGAUGCUGCCGAUAGCUUAAGGAAGCUUGACCGGCUUGUUGAGAAGUCUACAGCUCCAAACCAAUUGCAACUUAUUGAGAGCCUUGAAUUCAAGUUACCCCCAAGGAAAAAAGAAGCCCUGUAUUCUGCGCGCGUUCUUUUACUCCUCCAUGCAAAUAAAAUCGACCAGGCACAUGAGUUGGUCAGUGGACUGCUUGGUAUGUUUCAAGACAGUAUAUUCCCUAUUUUACUUCAAGCUGCAGUUCAUGUGAGAGAAAAGAAGGUCGCGAAAGCUGAAGAAGUUCUUAGCCGUUAUGCUGAGAAACAUCCUAAUAAUUCUAAAGAAGUUCUCCUUGCACUUGCCCAGAUUGCUGCUAGUGCUAACCAUUUUCAAAUUGCUGCUGACUCGCUGUCUAAAAUAUCUGACAUCCAGCACAUGCCUGCUACAGUUGCUACACUAGUAGCUCUAAAAGAGCGUCUAAGUGACUCUAAUGGUGCUGCUUCUGUGCUUGAUUCUGCUAUCCAGUGGUGGAAGAAUGCCAUGGCAGAGGAUAACAAGUUAGAUGUGUUCAUGCGGGAGGCUGCUUCAUUUAAGCUCAAUCAUGGGCGUGAUGAAGAGGCUUGUCAACUGUAUGAGGAACUUGUGAAGAGCUAUGGGAGCACGGAAGCGUUGGCUGGGUUAGUCGCAACUUCAGCUCGCACAGACCUUGAGAAAGCAGAGCUAUAUGAGAAAAAGCUGAAACCAUUGCCUGGUCUUAAGGGAAUUAACGUCGAGAGCCUGGAGAAGACAUCUGGUGCAAGACAUGUAGACCAAGCCGUGAAGGUGGAUGCUCCUGAGGAAGUGAAGAAGCAAAAGGCUAAAAAGAGGAAGAGGAAGCCUAAAUAUCCAAAGAACUUUGAUCCAGCGAACCCAGGGCCACCCCCAGAUCCUGAGAGAUGGCUGCCCAAGAGGGAGAGGUCGAGUUACCGUCCAAAGAGGAAUAAGAGGGUCCAGGUCAGAGGUGCCCAGGGUUCUGUGAGUAAGCAUGAUGCAGCUACUGCCAAUGCUGCUGGUGCCUCUUCUAAAGCAAGCCAAUCCACCACCUCAGCAAAGGCUCCAGAACCACCGAAGGGCAAGUCCCGGAAUAAAAAAUCGAGGAGAUAGGUGUCAAAUUUGUUGUCACAAUAUAACAAUACAAAAAAAGACAUUGUCCAUUUAGUAUGCUGACUUGCAUUUUGUGUGUGUUAUUUGCAUUGAAUUGCCCUCUGCUGUGCUUUUAGAAUCAUCUUUAUGGUGACCUGAGUCUAGACUGUUGCAAAUUUUGCUGAGGCUAGCUAUGGCAUAUAUGGUUGAACAUUUUUGGUUGAA